Cadophora gregata is the source of this 705-nucleotide messenger RNA. RefSeq names its product putative 26S proteasome regulatory subunit. Gene Ontology annotation, biological process: proteasome regulatory particle assembly. Gene Ontology annotation, cellular component: nucleus; cytoplasm. The record is from RefSeq and is a predicted model, not a curated record. Gene Ontology annotation, molecular function: protein binding. Bases 1 to 705 code for a protein of 234 amino acids. The transcript is spliced from 4 exons. NCBI's taxonomy places the organism in Eukaryota, Fungi, Ascomycota, Leotiomycetes, Helotiales, Ploettnerulaceae.
AUGGAGAAUCUUCACGCACCAACAGUCCCUUCUGGACCUACAUCUGGCCCUGCGACGAAUGGAACACAAACGAGCGGCUUGACUUUGGCACAGCUCCAGGCAAAGAAAGACAACCUUGAGGCCGAGAUCAGAGCUUUGGGAGGAGUUUUGGACUCUCAUGGCGUGGAUAUUAAUACGAGACUGCUUACUCCGGAUGGAUUUCCUCGAGCAGACUUGGAUGUAGCGCAGAUUCGAACGACACGAGCACGGAUCAUCUACCUAAAGAACGAUCACAAAGCUCUCAUGAGCGUCAUCGAGAAACACAUCCACGAGCACUUUGCACGGUUAGCAGAGAAUGGUUCAGAGGAUGAGCCCACGACCGACAGGAGCAGCUCGGUAAUGGAUCUCCCGUCAGCUUCAGAACCACAAACAUUAAGCGCUCCUUUCGCGAAGGUCAACAGCGUUGUGGCAGAUAGUCCAGCUGAGUCUGCAGGCUUGAAAGCAGGAGAUCAGAUUAGGGUGUUUGGAUAUGUCAACAAUACGAACCAUGAUGAGUUGAAGAGGGUUGCUGAGUGCGUUCAGGGCAACGAGGGUCGGGAGGUUCUUGUCAAAGUCUCUAGAGCGAUCAGUGGCAGCUCGAGAAAGCAGGAGCUGCAGCUAAGUCUGACGCCAAGCCGAAAUUGGGGAGGACGGGGUCUUCUUGGAUGUCAUAUUCUUCCUCUCUGA